AUGGCUGCAUCCCUGGACCCUCAGAUCGACGCGCCCCUGGAGGUUGAGGGAUGCCUAAUAAUGAAGGUGGAAAAGGAGCCCGAGUGGGCAUCGCAGCCCAUUCUGGAAGGAUCGGACAGCUCUGAGUCCGAGACUUUUCGCAAGUGCUUCAGGCAAUUCUGUUAUGAGGAUGUGACCGGACCCCAUGAAGCUUUCAGUAAACUCUGGGAACUUUGCUGCCGGUGGCUGAAGCCAGAAAUGCGUUCCAAGGAACAGAUCCUGGAGCUGCUGGUGAUUGAGCAGUUUCUCACCAUUUUACCCGAGAAGAUUCAGGCGUGGGCACAGAAGCAGUGUCCGGAAAGUGGAGAGGAGGCGGUGGCCCUGGUAAUACAUUUGGAGAAAGAGACUGGAAGACUAAGACAGCAGGUUAGCAGUCCUGUGUACUCAGAGAAGCAAGCCCCACUUGGAGCAGCAUGGGAGGUGGCAGACUUUCAGCCACAGCAGGUGGAGACCCAACCCAGAGUGAUGUCUCUGGAGGGAGCUGAAAGCCUCCACUCAGGACACCAGGAGCAGCUGAACCAAAAGAGAGAGCUUCGGCCCUUACCCAAGAAUGCUCGGCCUUCUCCCUGGGUUCCUGCUCCUGCUGAUGAAUGGAACACCAUAGAUCAGGAAGCAACAGCCACACGAGUUCCUGUUGGGUCCCAGGGACCACUGAAAGAUGUCCACAUGGCAAGAGGUUUUUCCUACAAAAAGAGUGUGCGUCAGAUUCCUGCUCACAGAGACCUCUACCGGGAUAUUAGAAAGGAGAGUAUUGGGAACAUGGUCUCCCUGGGAAACACAGCGUCUACAGCUAACAAGAUGGCACAGUUGGCGCAAAGAAAGGAGCCAUGGACAAUAGGUCUACAAUCCCCUAAUAAGAGGAAUGUCCUACAAAGCAACUAUAUCAAGGAAAAAUCAGUUCAUGCUAUUCAGACCCCUGCAAGGAAUGCAGGGAAAACACGGAGAGAGCAGCAGCAGUGGGGUUUGGAAGAUGAAAAAAUAGCAGGCGUGCAUUGGAGUUACGAGGAAACUAAGACUUUUCUUACAAUUCUCAAAGAGUCUCGCUUUUAUGAAACACUUCAGGCCUGUCCCCGAAACAGCCAAGUAUAUGGUGCUGUAGCUGAAUGGUUGCGAGAAUGUGGCUUCCUCCGAACACCAGAGCAGUGUCGGACCAAGUUCAAAAGUCUACAGAAGAGUUAUCGAAAAGUGAGAAAUGGCCAUGUGCUGGAACCCUGUGCCUUCUUUGAGGACAUGGAUGUUUUGUUGAACCCUGCAGCUCAUACUUCAUCCACGGAUAAGCCAAAGGAGAUUCUGUCUCUCCCCAGACUAAAGAGAAUUGGUAUCAAUGCUAAAGAACAGAUCAAUUUGGUGGAGGAGGAAGAAGCCGCAGAAGAAUCUGAUGGUGAUGAAAUGGGUGUUGAGUUUAUCCAGAAGUCUGAGCUUCGUGGUGCUCCUGUCUUAUUUCAAAACCUGAGUGGUGUGCACUGGGGCUACGAGGAAACCAAGACUUUCCUUGACAUCCUCCGUGAGACUCGGUUUUAUGAAGCACUGCAAGCCUGUCAUCGGAAGAGCAAGUUGUACGGGGCCGUGGCUGAACAGCUGCAAGAGUGUGGCUUCCUCCGGACACCGGAACAGUGCCGGACCAAGUUCAAAAGCCUUCAGAAGAGUUACCGCAAAGUGAAAAAUGGUCACGUGCUAGAGUCCUGUGCAUUCUACAAGGAGAUGGAUGCCCUGAUUAACUCUCGGGCAUCUGCCCCUCCCACUAGCACCCCAGAAGAAGCCCCGUCACCCUCAAUUCAAGAAAGGGAGGACAUUGAGAUUGAACCCCAGGAACCUACGGGCUGGGAACCUGAGGAGGACUCACAGGAGGCAAUAGUUGAAGAUUCCAGCAGUGGGAGACUGAGUGAGGAGGAAAUUGUGCCAGAGCCAGAAUUCCAGGGACCUCCAGGUUUGCUGCAAAGCCCGAGUGAUUUUGAAAUUGGAAGUAGUAUCAAGGAGGAUGCAACACAGGUAAUAUAUAAGGACAUGGAGCAGCAUAGGGCACUAAUAGAAAAGUCUAAAAGGGUUGUUUCUCAGAAUGCUGACCCAGGUAAAUAUUGUAAAAGGGAAUGCAUCUCAGGAAGACAAUGGGACAACCUUCAAGGAGUCAGACAGGGAAAACUGAUGUCUCAGCCUAGAGAUUUAGGGAAAGCUGUUGUGCAUCAGAGGCCCUUCAUGGGGAAAAGGCCCUACCGACUUCUCAAAUACGGAGAAAGCUUUGGAAGGAGUGCUCGCCUCAUGUGCCGGAUGACCCACCAGAAGGAAAAUCCUUAUAAGUGUAGUGUCUGUGGGAAGUGCUUUGGUAGAAGCAGGAGUCUAAUUAGACACCAAAGAAUCCACACAGGAGAAAAACCUUUUAAAUGUCUUGACUGCGGGAAAAGCUUUAACGACUCCUCAAACUUCGGUGCCCACCAGAGAAUCCACACAGGAGAGAAGCCCUACAGAUGUGAAGAGUGUGGAAAAUGCUUCAGUCAGAGCUCGAGUCUCAUAAUACAUCAGAGAACCCACACUGGAGAGAAGCCCUACCAGUGUGGAGAGUGUGGGAAAAGCUUUACCAACAGUUCUCAUUUCAGUGCCCACAGGAGAGUCCACACUGGUGAGAAUCCCUACAAAUGUGUGGAUUGUGAGAAGAGUUUCAAUAACUGUACGAGAUUUCGAGAACAUCGGCGAGUACACACUGGAGAGAAGCCCUAUGGGUGCGUGCAGUGUGGCAAACGUUUCAGUAAGAGUUCUGUUCUCACUAAACAUCGGGAGGUUCAUGUGAGAGAAAAGCUUCUGCCAUACCCUCCAGCGCUCUAUGCCCCAGAGAACCCACACAAGGGAAAGACUGAUGAAUUCAGGCAAACUGUUUGAUGAUGAUCUCUUCUCUUCCUAAAUGUCCCC
This is a messenger RNA of Lagenorhynchus albirostris (white-beaked dolphin), 2940 nucleotides long. It is a transcript of the gene ZKSCAN2, whose product is annotated as zinc finger with KRAB and SCAN domains 2. Gene Ontology annotation, biological process: central nervous system development; regulation of transcription by RNA polymerase II. The coding region runs from base 1 to 2910 and encodes 969 amino acids. Gene Ontology annotation, cellular component: nucleus. NCBI's taxonomy places the organism in Eukaryota, Metazoa, Chordata, Mammalia, Artiodactyla, Delphinidae. The transcript is spliced from 7 exons. Gene Ontology annotation, molecular function: RNA polymerase II cis-regulatory region sequence-specific DNA binding; DNA-binding transcription factor activity, RNA polymerase II-specific. The record is from RefSeq and is a predicted model, not a curated record.